Messenger RNA from Clupea harengus (Atlantic herring), 1018 nucleotides. It is a transcript of the gene atp5mc3b, whose product is annotated as ATP synthase membrane subunit c locus 3b. Gene Ontology annotation, molecular function: proton transmembrane transporter activity. The record is from RefSeq and is a predicted model, not a curated record. Gene Ontology annotation, biological process: proton motive force-driven ATP synthesis; proton transmembrane transport. Lineage: Eukaryota; Metazoa; Chordata; Actinopteri; Clupeiformes; Clupeidae.
UGACCUUCACUUGCGUGGAUGGCAUCAUCCGGGAUUUGUGCGGCGUCUCCAUUUAAGUAAGAGUUCACGCAUGCGUAGCAGUUCCUUCGCGGUCCGACCUCUGCAGCCGAGACAAACCCAGGUGAACCCGUUAGUCAACCUAACAAUCAACAAAUCCAACUAAAAUGUAUGCUUGUGCAAAGUUCGUCUCCACACCUGCACUGGUGCGUGCUGGAUCCAGGGCCCUGUGCAGACCUCUCUCUGCCUCCGUGCUCUCCAGACCAGAUGCCAGAACAGGAGAGGCUAGCGUAGCCCUUGUUCCACAGAGCCCCAUGUCCCUGGGUGCACUGCGCAGCUUCCAGACUAGCUCGGUGAGCCGAGAUAUCGACACCGCCGCCAAGUUCAUUGGUGCUGGAGCUGCCACCGUGGGAGUGGCAGGAUCCGGAGCUGGAAUCGGGACUGUGUUCGGCAGCCUCAUCAUCGGUUAUGCCAGGAACCCCUCUCUGAAACAGCAGCUCUUCUCCUAUGCUAUCCUGGGCUUCGCCCUGUCUGAGGCCAUGGGUCUGUUCUGUCUGAUGGUGGCUUUCCUCAUCCUGUUCGCCAUGUAAAGUCCCCUCCACCGUCCACCCGCGCCAGCCGAGACGACAGAUUUUACUCUGGCUACCAAAACCGUUCUGUGUUGGUGUCAUGACUGUACAUUUUCCAAGUUUUUGUUGAAGGUUGACAAUAUGAAAACAAACAUGUAUUGUAAAAAUGUAACCAAUUACAGAAUUAAAAUACAUGUAUUUCACUAUUUAAACAGUAUGAAUUUAACUUCUGUAUCUCUCUGCAUUCAUUUUGCUACUUUUAGAGAAAGUGAUUUUGUCUGAACUCAAACAUUCUGCCGUUCCAUAUUCAAAGCUGCCCCGUGUUUGUUCGCUUGCUUUGAGUCGUAACGCUUACUUGAGUAAUUGAACUGCCAGCAGGCCGCGCUGCGUCCCACGCCACAUGCUUUUGUAAGUCGCAAUAAAAGCAGUACUUCAGUAACGGUGCUAAACUA